Messenger RNA from Scatophagus argus, 1176 nucleotides. Its product is annotated as RNA guanine-N7 methyltransferase activating subunit-like. The record is from RefSeq and is a predicted model, not a curated record. Gene Ontology annotation, biological process: RNA 5'-cap (guanine-N7)-methylation. Bases 158 to 544 code for a protein of 128 amino acids. Gene Ontology annotation, molecular function: RNA binding. NCBI's taxonomy places the organism in Eukaryota, Metazoa, Chordata, Actinopteri, Scatophagidae. The transcript is spliced from 3 exons.
ACUCAAAUAUGUUUACUUGUUCCGAGGGGAAGCAUUUCAGUGAUGUACUGAAAGUGGGACUUCCUCCUCCACAUAUGUACACAUUUAUAAUUACUCUAGACAAGUCGUUACGUGUUAGCGUGUAGCGAAGGCUAUCAAUUUUGAGCUCGUGCAAAGUAUGGCCGAGACCACGGAAAAUCUGCAGAAAUACGAGGAGAUGUUUGCCCACAGAUUUACUUCAGAGGACCAUGAAUACCAGCAGUAUGUGAGCCGGCCACCCGACCCCCCUCCUGUCGUCGAAGAGUGGAGGAGUCGGGGAGGAGGAAACCACAGAGGCAGGGAUAACCGGUACCAGGAUCGUGGUGGACGCGGAGGUCGUGGGUGGGGUGGAGGCCGAGGUUGGGGAGGAGACCGGGGUUGGAGAGGCGACCAUCGUGAGCAGCAGCAGCACUGGCAUGACAGAGACAGGUACUCGGGCCAUGGCAGUGGGUAUCAAUCAGGCCCCCCAAGCUCCAACCAGAGAUACAACUCCCAUCAUCAGAGACCUCAUUAUGAUCACUACUGAGAUCUGCUCUAGUCUCUCAGGUGUUGUCAGUAUUCAUAGUAUUCUCAUUCAUUUUCACUCAUUCUUUUUUUUGGGGGGGGGUGACUCUCAUUGCCGCAGUCUCAUAAGAAAGGGCUGUGCAGUAGAUCGUUGUUAAUAAUUUACUGUCCAUCAUUGAAAUUGUAUGGGACUUUUACAGUAUUGCAAUAUCUAAUUUUUAUUGUUUGAAUACAAAAUAGGAAGCAGGUACUCGUGCUCAGCCCUGUAAUCAUAGGACUGUACGUUUCUUGGGAACGAUAAUAAGAACAUGCUUGGAGUUCUCAAUAAUGGAACUCUUACUGAAAAUGACACUGAAAAUAACAACUUCUUCUUUUAAUAUAUGAGGUGUGUGGGCUGUUUUUAAAAAUAUUUGAUUAUCACAUUGUAACUGGGAAAUGUGACUCAGGACUUGGUUUGUGUUCACAUAGUUUUGCCGCUUCAUCCUUCACAUGCUUUGAUAUCAGAGUGUUAUGAAAUAUACAGUACAGUAUUGUUGCAAACAGUGAACAGUUUCCAGAAGAAAUCUAUUUGUAAUUAAGCUUUAUUUUUCUCUGUCACAUUAUAUAGCAAUACUUAUGAACUGAGCUGUUGUCAAUAAACAUGUAUUUUCUUAA